CGGGCCAGUCGAACUCUACCUGUCGUGCGGGCAACGUGGACGCGUAGGAGCUGCUGGCCGGGGCCGUUCGCCGCUGUCGGCGAGCAUCUCUGCUCUCUCCCUCCUCUUCCCCCCCUCUUGACGGAUACACACUGUGUGCGUGCUAGUGCUUAUACUGCUGGCCUUCCUCUGUGCUGACCACGGUCCGUGCGUGACCCCCGGGACCUCUUGUCCUGGACUGCCGCGCACGCGGGGACAGAACUCCCCGGACGAUCUCCAUCACCGUUUUGUGCGGAGAGGAACUUCCGGAAGUGUGUGCGCAUCAAUCUGUGAUUCGCCUCCUCCGAAGAAGGAUUCUAAGUGGGCUUGUCCCGAGGCUGUGUCACUGCAAGGGCCAGGUUUCCCCAGCCCAGCUGACGGCCUCCGUCGUCGCCGGCAUGCGUCCGCGGCCUCGGCUUGUCUGAGCCAUGUCCAAGAUGCGGCAGCCCAAGUACGGCACCCUGUCAGCGGUUCCCGUCGGCCUCUACGGCGACCCCCGUUGCUACGGCUCCGUGCGGGGCUGCUGCCGUCGGCCCGGCUGCACGUGCGGCCGCCGGCCCGAGAUCGACGAUGCGGCGCUCUACUAUCACGUGCUGGGCGCGUCGUCGCUGGGCGCUGCGUCCCUGGGCAGGGCCUCGCUCGGACGGGGCCAUGCGCCGAGGCGCCGGUCGGCCGCCAGCGUACACGGAGCAGCGGGCGGAAGCGCGGCGACCGACGUCUACCUAGCCGCGGCAGCUGCCACCGACCCUCUGCUCCGAAAGCUGAGCCGCAAGGACCGCUUCAGCUCCGUCUCCUCGCGUAGGUCCAUCCUCGAGUGCGACGUCACAGCGUACGAUCUCAUCAAGAAGUACCUGCGCACGCCAGCCGCGCAAGACAGCGACGACGACGACCUGAACAGCAAUGUGCUGCUGAAUGGAGCCAAGAAGAACGGCUCCCGUGCCGCGAUCGCCUCCGGGCAUCCUUCGCCGCGUCAAUCUCCGGUCAAGAAUGCCGCCGGGACGUCGUCGCGACCUCCGGCCAGCCUCGAACUCUGGCCCGAGGAACCGGACCCGGACUACGACGAGGACAGCGACGUGGGCUUGGAGAUGGGUCGCUUCAAGGACCUCAAGAUAUCCUACUCGCCGCCUCUCGUGCGCAAGGUGUCGGCGCCAGCGGCGCCCAAGACGCGCGCCGACGCCGCUGCAGCUUCUUCUUCCGCCUCCUCGUCGUCAACCACGCGACGCUCCCAGUCGUGUUCGCCGGUGCGACCUGCCACCGCCGCCGCCUCCUCCUCGAAAAGUCCGACGCUGAGCAGUCAGCCACGGAGCAUACUGAAGAAGAAGAAGGCACCAGAGAGGAAGUCACUCAAUGCCACGCACAGAGGCCGCGUGUCUCACGGGACCCACUCGAAGAAGGUCACCUUUCAAGAGGGCGGCGACUCAGUGGCCUCUCAAGCAUGGGAGGAGGAACCCUGGGAGAACCCGCACGAGACUUUAGCCGGAACAAAAAAGACGCGUCCGCGAAUCGAUGCUUCGUGGGACGUGGUGGCUGCUACCGCCUCGACCGGUCGCCAGACUGCGUACGUCAACGGAACGGCUAGGCGGCGCCACGGCACCGUCGUGCCUGCUUCGUCGGUGAAUGGUGCGACAGAAAGCGCGCAGUCUCGAAAGAACGAAGCCGCUUUGGCUCUCAAAGCCGAUUCCAAAUCUGAGUCCAGGGCCGAAGCCUACGGGGAGCGCAGGCUGCUGCCGAGGGAAGAGAAGAAGAAUGCGAAAGCCGAGCACAAGGUCGAACAGCAGUUCAACACCGAAGUUCGAGUGCGGGGGAAUCACAAGGUCGAAAUGAAGUCCCAUCCUCGCAUUGAUAUUAGAAUAGAGCACACAACUGAGAACCAAAGUCCAAAAAUUGGCCAGAAGGCAGCAGUGAUCCCCAUCAGUUCUACGGUGAGCUUUGAUUCAGAGCCAGAGAGGCAGUACCACCAGGUUAAUGGUUCCUUCAACGGCAAGGGUGGGGUAAGCGUUAAUUGUGAUGUGCAAGCAAGUCUGAGUAACCUCGGUACGAGCAUCAACAUUGUACCUUGCAGUGAACAAAAGGGCAUUUCUCUUGAAGUGAAUGGUAGUGAUAGCCCCUGCAGCAGCUACGAAGCUGAUGCGGACUACGAGGUUAUUUCCAGCUACAAUUCUGAGGACACUAAGCUCGCUGGACUCGAUGCCGGGAAGGUUGCUAUAGAACAAGAAACCAAAGUGGCCGAGCUUAAACCCAGCCGUCUCCAGGAAGGAAUCCUUCAGCAAGCAACCGGCAAUGAAGCAGAAGAAUGCAAGUUAUCACUCCAAGAGGAACCGAAGGAUGAAUGUCCGAAAGAUAUGCGCGAAGGCGGGGCAAUUCAUCUCCAGAAAGAUAUGACCAGUAGGAGCCCGGAGGUGCCACGAAGCCCGAAGCGCAUUUCACCUCCUCUGAGUCCCAGUCCCACUUCAAACCUUCGAAAUCCUUCAAGCGAGCAUUUUAACAGCCAAGUAGUUUCAAAUUCGGAUCCGCUCCAUGCAUGCAAGCCGGACGUUGCUGUCAGUUCGGAGACUAGUGAUGUUACAAUCAAAACGGACGCUGAGGCUAACAAAACCUUUCAACCUCAAGAACCACCAGUUCCCACGAAGGCCACAACUCUUACAGACGCUAGAACAGAGGAAACCGCACCACUAGUUAGUGAAUGUGAUAACUCUAAGCGCCAAGUUCUUCCUCUGCAGGAUGAGGAACAUGGAAUGGAGAAACGCACACCAGCUCAGGUUCCACGUGCUAAUGACGCUUCAAAAACCACGAGGCCCGAGUGUCCGGCGCGAAAGAAACACGAUCUGCAGAAAGGCGCCAAGAGUGAUAGUUCAAAGGACCCCAAGUCUCCUCCACCGCGAACGGGAAAGCCGAGCGCGCAGCGAAACGCAAACGCCAAGUCAAUGGACACGAGGAUUUACCAAAAGGUCGGCGUCAAAGUGCUGCCCACGGAAGCAGAGGCCAAUUCCGACGCGAAAUUGUCCUUGCCAAUGGAACAUCGGAUAUCCAGGCCGCUGUCGCCGCCCCCACCGAUACCCGCCUGCUCCACUUCCCCAAGAAGAGUGCCUGCCGACGAGUCCUUCGCCGAGGGCGACCCGAGCUCGGACCAGGCGGCCAGCAGCGGCACCGUGAUGGUGACCACGCAGACGAGCACGGGCACCCGGGUGCUGAUCAGCUCGCACGGCCGGCUCAGCGGCAGCUACCCGGUUCGCCGCAGCCCGGCCAAGCGCCGGCCUCGCAUGCGGCAUUCGGCGCCACAGCUGGACGGGGACUCGGCGCGGGCGCUGUUCGCCCCGCUCAGCCUGAUGCCGACCGCCGAGCGGCAGCGCCGGCCCACACCGACGAAGGAGAGCACGUCGACCUUUUACGUGUCGCUGAGCAGCAGCAGCAGCAGCGGCGAGCUCAAGAGCGAGGAGGAGUCGGACGUGCCCGUGGCGUGUCGCAGCUCCGAGGCCGAGGACGACGAAGAAGAGGAACCCGUGUACGCGGACACCCUGCCCACGGCGGUGUGCCCACCGACGCCCGACGGCCCCAUCUACGACGACUGCGAGCUGCCCCCGGAACCGUUGUACGAGGAGCUGCCCGAGCACCCGCCGCAGCCGCAGCACAGAGAAAAGAAGCUGCUAUCGUUCGAGAGCCCGCAGAAGUCGUUCUUUGAGGGAGCCUCAAAGGCAGAUAUUCUGGGGUACCUGGAGGACGCCAAGGAGCGAGGCCUCGAGAACCUGGUCGGGGACACCGUCUCCUUCGAGGCCCUGGCUGAGGAUGCCGCCCUCGACAAGAUCCCAACGGGCGCCGACGUGGAGCGCAACGACAGCGGCAUCGGGGGCGACCGGUACAGCGAGCCCCUGGACCCGCCAGCGGCCGGCAACAGCGAGGAGCAGCGCUGCGCCGACUGCGACCAGCAGGUAACCCUAGAAGAGGAGCUAGUCUGUCCCAAGUGCGAGAAGAAACGCACCGAACGUCGAGAGAUCAUCACCGAAAUCGUGCAGACCGAAAUCAAGUAUGGCCACGACUUGCGCAUCGUAAAGGAGGAGUUCUACAAGCCGAUUGAAACGGCGGGCCUUCUCACAAAACAGCAGCUGGAGGAGAUCUUUCUCAACUUGGACGAGCUGAUCGAAGUGAACGCCAGUUUCUCCGAGAAGCUGCAGGACGCGCUAGACAUCGCCAGUGAGCAGGGAGACGAGGAGUACACCACAGUGGACAUUGGCAAGUUGUUCCUGGGAGCAACGGGCAUGCUGCAGGCAUUUCAAACGUACUGCGUUCGACAGGCAAGUGCCUCGCUGAGCCUGAUGACGCAAGAGAAGGAGAAGGAGCUGCUUCGCAUUUUCCUGCGGGUGUCCCAGAUGGAGAACACGCUGCUCCGGAGAAUGAACCUGGCUGCCUUCCUGAUGGCGCCCGUCCAGAGAGUCACCAAGUAUCCCUUGCUGCUGAGCCGGCUGUUCAAGGUGACGCCAUACUUCCAUCAAGACAGAGAAUCUCUGAGGGACGCACAACUGCAAGUACAACUACACCUGGAGAAGAUAAACCAGUUGACUCGGGAGGGUAACCCCACCAAGAUCUGGCGUCGCAUCUCGAGCAUCUCUGUCAACCCUCGGCGAGCGCAGAACAACGUCGGCGUAGGAAGCAUCAAGCUACGAAAGAUGGCGCUGGACCUGCUCAAGUGGAACCGGGACGAGACGCGGUUCGUGCUGGCCGGCCGCCUGCUGGUAGCCGAGCUGCCGGCCAGCGGCAGCAGCGGCAGGGGCGUGCGCUUCGCCGCACUGCACGGUCUUCUGGCCGUGCUGGGCCGACCAAACUCCAACUACCGGCCCGACCUGGCACACGACAACUCGCUCCUCUUCCCGCGAAACACGGGCAUCCGCGACGGUGCCCUGCUGCUCGCCAAGGAGAAGGCUGGAAAGUUCGUCCUGCCCAGGGAGCCCUUGUCUCUUGGAAGCUGCAUCAUCAGCUGUGAUCCUGAGCUAAAAGACUGUUUCGAGAUACAGGAGUACACAUCGAAAGAAGGAUUUCUUUUCAAGGCUGAGAACAGUAUGGAGACGCGGGAGUGGUUGAAGCAGCUCCGGUACCAUGCCAAAGACCUUGGUUCAUGGCGCAGGAGGCGCAACGGCAUGGCCAACAUCAUGAUCAACGGCAUGGACCGCUACUAAGGGAGCAGCGCUUGCUGUAGGCGCUGCCAGUUCCCUGCUGCAUCAGGCUCCAGGGUUCUUGUUCAUAUUUGUGCAAAAAUUGAGGAAGUGUGUGUAAGCCUUCAGUGUGGUGUCAGAAACUGCAAAUGAUGACGUCGGCAACAGCUUGGUGCACCAAUGAAGAGACAGCAAUACCCAAAGUCACUUGUGAGACUGUGGAUGAACUUCCCUCCGAACUGUGUCGGGUGGCGUGUUAUGGUUUAUGUUAUGGGUCCAACAGUGAAACUUUUCUAGACCAGGAGCAUCCUAUGUAUAGCUGCAACUGCAUACUCCAGAGGAGUCACAGUACACGUCUGCGAUGUGAUGAACCUCGCGAGUAGUCCACGGUGUUCAGUGAUGCACAAUGCAGGCAAGCUAUUUUCAUGCAAUCAACAGCAUAGUAUAUAAGUUGUGCUGUUCAACACAUAAAACUGUCUUUGGCGCAAGAAGCAUGAUGGCUCGAAGUCACUGGACGAGACCAGCACCUAAGAAGCUACAGGACCAGUGCGAGUGUGAACUGUUUUGCUGUGGCAACUAAGUCCUAGCUCAUGUCAGAGGUUAUAUUGCAUACAAUACGCAGAAUAAAUCUUAACUAUAGUUGUGAACCGCAGAUAACUAUUCACACAAUCUAUGCUUCAAGGUGUACUAUUCAUGAACCUUCUUGAAAAGCUUAUUUUAUUUUUUGUUCUUCUGCAAUGUAAGAUACUUUCAGAUACAAGUUUAUGUAAGCUAAGUACAUGUAGCACUUAGAAAAUAAAUUUUAAUGAUAAGCAAA
This is a messenger RNA of Dermacentor albipictus, 5979 nucleotides long. RefSeq names its product Rho guanine nucleotide exchange factor at 64C (gene RhoGEF64C). Gene Ontology annotation, molecular function: guanyl-nucleotide exchange factor activity. NCBI's taxonomy places the organism in Eukaryota, Metazoa, Arthropoda, Arachnida, Ixodida, Ixodidae. Gene Ontology annotation, biological process: positive regulation of Rho protein signal transduction. The record is from RefSeq and is a predicted model, not a curated record.